GCGAAAUGCAUCUUCAAAUAAUUAUAGGCUCUUCCAAGCUCGCUAGGAUCCCGCCAUUGGCUUCGCGCAUAAACAAACUCACGGGCAGCCGACAUUUCAGCUCUACGCCGCCUGUUAGAUCACUGGCCGGAACCGUCGCUCCGCAUCACAGCUAUUUCCUCCUGCACACCCAUCGUCCGCCGAGAGAAUAUCCUGCUAGAUCCAAGUCGCCGCUGCUGCACGCUUUGACGCGGCAUGCGCUAUCCUGGGGUGGUCUUGUGAACUUCUCGUGGUCGGAACAGCAAGCCGUACAUCCAGGGUACGUUGGUCUUGGGGAAGCCGAAGGGGAGCAGGAGGUUUAUCGUGCCACCGCAUUUUCACAUGCCGGAGGCUGUAUAGACAUACCCGAAGUAUCGCUUGCGAAUGUGGGCUCUGUGGCAAAGACGUUGUACUCCCACGCGCUCGGGGACCUACCGGCGACUACACCUGAUAAGAGCAUCGACAAAUUGCAUCUCUACGUGUGCACGCACGGCGAACGGGACUGCAGGUGCGGGGACACAGGGAGUGAGGUCGCGGGAGCUCUACGGAAGGAGAUCAGCAGACGUGGUCUGACACAAGACAUCUCGCUUGGAGAGGUUGCCCAUGUGGGCGGGCACAAAUAUGCUGCAAAUCUCCUCGUGUUCCCCUUUGGCGACUGGUUGGGCAUGCUGCAAGGUAUCGACGCACCCGCGGUGCUCGACGAGAUCUUAGAAAGACGGAGUCAGCGAGCAGUGGAGAGUUUGCAGUCAGCACCGCUGUGUCCCCCAUUCUGGCGAGGCCGGAUGGGCCUCAACAAGCAGGAUCAGAUUGCCCUACAUUCACGAUCUUGA
Molecule: messenger RNA, 848 nt
Organism: Postia placenta MAD-698-R-SB12
Lineage: Eukaryota; Fungi; Basidiomycota; Agaricomycetes; Polyporales; Adustoporiaceae
Exons: 3
Coding region: 6-848 (280 amino acids)
Source: RefSeq, a predicted model, not a curated record